Trichobilharzia szidati is the source of this 2397-nucleotide messenger RNA. The record is from the annotation of a GenBank genome assembly. NCBI's taxonomy places the organism in Eukaryota, Metazoa, Platyhelminthes, Trematoda, Strigeidida, Schistosomatidae.
CUUUUAAUUUGCUUCAAGUCAACUUGUGACCUUGUAUAUUAGCAAACUUUUAAAUUUUCGCGUAGGGAUGUUUAUUGUUUUAUAGCAGCUAACAUUUGCCGUGUUUCCAAAGGAAAUUUUUUACCUUACAUCUAAUAGUUCAUAGCCUCAUAUUUUAUGGAAAUCGACGUGAAACGACCACCUGUUGACAGGUAUAAUUUGGCCUACAUAUUCCUUUUUUUACACGGUAUUGGAUUAUUGAUACCAUGGAAUGUGUUUAUUAAUGCUCGCGAGUAUUUCGUUGACUACAAGCUAAAUACAACAACAAGUUUCAAUGCUGAUUAUCGUAUCAAUCUUCUGAGUUAUUUUGGGUUUGCUGCGCAUUUCCCGAACUUGUGUUUCGCUGCAUGGAACACAUUUUACCAAAGUGGUUCUGGAAAUCAAAAUCCACGUUUUCGAUUUUUGGCAUGUAUGAUUGUGGAGAUCAUUGUUCUUGCACUAACUAUUAUCCUGGCCUUGGUUGACACGUCGAACAUCCCUGGGACGUUUUGCUUCAUCACGAUUAUGAGUGUUGUAGUCAUAAAUUCUUGUGUGGGAGUUCAUCAAACGUUAACCUUUGGGAUAGCAGCAGGACUCCCUAUGAAGUAUUCAAAUGCUGUUAUUGUCGGAUCUAAUGCUUGCGGUGCAAUUAUAUCAAUAGUGAACAUUAUUACGAAAUCGUUAGCCAUGAGUCGAGAAAGAUCACAAAAGUCAAUAGUUGUUGCAGCUGUUAUCUUUUUCCUGUCUGCUGCUCUCAUUAUUCUCUCGUGUACAGUUACAUUCUUCUGGUUACAACGUUUAAAAUUCGUUCGUUAUUAUUCUAGACUUGGUGACAGAAGUAGUAGUAGCAAUCAUGGUCAAAAUGAAUCAAGUGGUCAUUCACAAAAUGUUAUUCAUAACAACACCAACUAUAAUAAUAAUAAUAGUAUGGAGAAAGCAGCGCAAGGAGAGUUGUUAAUAUCAACAGAUUUAAAAGAGAAUGGCAAUAAUAAUACUAUUACUACUAAUAAUAAUAAUAGUCAUGGUAUUAUGGAUCAUUAUAGUCCACAGAUAAGCAAAAAUGAUAAUGAUGAAAAUGACUGGGACUCCCCGUCAACUGAAUCACGUUUAGUAAUGUCUACAACAACAACCACCUCUGCACCGCUGACAUCAUCAGUCAAUACAAGUCCUGCUGAUGAAAAAUUAUCAAUACUUAAAGCAAAUGAUAUAAACAAUAAACAGAAAGAACAAGAAGAUGAAUCAAUGGUGAUGAUGACGACAAGUGUAAAGAAUUAUCGGUAUACACAAGAGAAUAGUUGGUAUAUGUUUCGAAAUUGUUUUGGCAUAUGCUGUUUCAAACCGCCUGGUGGUAAGGAAAGAUGUUUGGAUUAUUGGUCGAAAUAUACUUUAACUAUGAGAGAAUGCUGGAUACAUUGCAUAAAUAUUUGGUGCGUAUUUUUUUGUUCAUUAUCCAUAUUCCCUGCAGUUCAAUCCCGAGUGAGACCAGUCAAUGCAGACUAUUUUAUUUCACCUGUUUGGUUUGUUGAUGUGACCUGCUUUCUGUUCUUCAAUCUGUUCGCUAUGCUUGGUUGUGUUCUAUGCAACUGGAUCCAAUUUCCAGGACCACGUUUUCUAUGGAUACCUGUAUGGCUACGUACCCUAUUCUUUAUCCCCUUCUACUUAUCAUGUAAUUUUGCCAUUGAAAAACCUCAUCUACCUGUACUCAUUACAAAUGAUCAUGUAUAUGUAUUCGGUUGUAUUAUAUUUUCAUUCACUAAUGGAUAUCUUGCAUCAUUGGGUCUAAUGUAUGCACCAAGAUGUUGUUCACCUGAUCGAGCACCAUUGGCUGGAAUGUUCGGUGGAUUCUUUCUUACUCUUGGUGUAUUUAGUGGAGUUUAUGCUUCUCGUGGUUUAAACAGUCUCAUAUACUAAACCAAUUUUAAUGGAGAAAGUGAUGUUUAACGCACCUUUCGCAAAUACUUAUCAUCACUGCUGGUUUUUUUCUCCGUAAUAUUAUCUAGUCAAAACUGGAGAGAGAUAAACUUUUAUUUGAUUUAAACGACAAAGUACAGUAUGAGCUGGAGUGUACCACCGGUUUUGUUGUACUUCUUCGUCAAUUCAUUUAGCUGUUAAACUCUCAAUCCAUCAAUCGAUCUGGAAAACAUUUUUUCCAUUACAGUUGAUUUGUUUGUGUGUAACGCUAUCCAAGGAGGAAUUAGGCCACUAUAAAACUGCAUUUUGUUUUCUAUCUCUUUUCAUAUAAUGCAUUCAUUCAACUCUUAUGACUUUUAAUCUAAACAAAUCAUCAAUAUUCAUUGUCAUUUUAAUCCGAUCUUUUUGUAUUUCACUGUUAUUACUUUCCCACUCUUUUGCUUUGAAUUUACACUCUGGUAAUUGGAU